AUGCUGACUGCUGGCAAGGCACGGAGGCAGCUCGCCUUCGCUGAAACCGCGAGGCGCAGAUGGCCAAACUUCGGCGAGUUGUGGACUGAGGAGGUCCCGCAGUGGAGCACUCCCAAGGUGGACCUGAAGUGUGACUUCUGGAAAAGCGGGAACAAGCGCUACUUGGAGGCUUUGCGUCGCUACGUGCGUGGCCUCGCCUCAGAUGCGGACAUGCGCGCGAAGAUGCAGCUGCUGUCCGAUCUGGGCUUCCGACUCAUUGAAAGCUUUGUCUCCGAGGAGGAAGAGUCGGAUCUGAUGAACUACUGGAGUGCCGAUGGCCCAGUUUUCGCCUUGGGCACCGAAGAGAAACGGUCCAGGCGCAGAUUCUUCAACUAUGGUCCCAUACUGCCCAAGGAGACGCAAGGAACGACCAAAUCCACCUUGCACGUGAUUCCGAGCGUCUUCGGCGCGAUGCCGCCUGUGGUUGAGAAGCAAAGGCUCCAAGCACGGAUCCGCGAGUCAUCGCCGGUCGCGCCAGAGGCGGAGGACGACUUCGACCAGAUGUACGUCAAUUUCUACGACUCAUCGAUUAACAGUCAUAUCGAUUACCAUCAUGACCACAUGUCAUGCAUGAAGGGGACGGUGGCUGGCGUUAGCCUGGGCUCCGCCUGCAGGCUUCGGCUGAGACCUCUAGAGUUUCGCGUCGCUGACGAAGCUCUGUGCAUCGAUCUCCCCAGCCGUUCCCUCUUCUUCUUGAGCGGCCUCUCCCGCUGGCACCUGCAGCACGCUAUCAUGGACAUGAGGCAAGACCGACUCUCCCUGACUUUCCGGACGGUGGAUCGGUCCGGAAGCCGUUCGCAGCUCUGGAACCGCAGCUGGGCACAGCUUCGUGGAGCUGAGGCAGCGAAUGCUCUAUGGCCUUUGGUAACUCCAGAGGGAUGGGAGUUGCACCGCCUGGAGCGUUGGAACUGGCGUUCCGAAGAGCCCGAAAGUCACAGUUACUACCGCGUCCGACGCUCCAAGGGCCCAGAGAAGGCUGCGGAUGGGAGCGGGAACUCUUCCAAGGUCGCCAACGGGACGCAGGGCGAGGCCGUCGCCUACAACGGCGCCGCAGAGUGGGCGACUCCCUCCCGGCUCGAGGACCUGGGCCACUUCUUUGAGGGCAAGUCUGCGGGCCGUCAGAAGGGCCGGGGGCGCAGCUUCUACCGCGUCGGGGGGCCCAGGGUCCGAGACUCGUAG
Molecule: messenger RNA, 1218 nt
Organism: Symbiodinium sp. CCMP2456
Lineage: Eukaryota; Dinophyceae; Suessiales; Symbiodiniaceae
Source: the annotation of a GenBank genome assembly